Molecule: messenger RNA, 1491 nt
Organism: Phytophthora sojae
Lineage: Eukaryota; Oomycota; Peronosporomycetes; Peronosporales; Peronosporaceae
Exons: 3
Coding region: 1-1491 (496 amino acids)
Source: RefSeq, a predicted model, not a curated record
AUGCUGGCGCUCCCCGGGAGGAAGGUGUUUAAUGCGUGGAAACGGCUCCAAGUCAGCUACUGCGGCGGCAAGUACUCGAUCCAGCGAGCUCUCGCUCUGGAAGCCCACAGUAAAAACACCUCACCCUUGCACGUCCUCCUCAUUUGCUUUGGGACGCUACUACCCAUGGUCGCUCUCGUGCUCGUUCAAGAACUGAUUCCGCUCCAAGACCCGAGUGGUGGCUGGCGUGUCAACUACGGCUUCUGGAUACGCGCUACGCUCCUGCUCGCCACUGGGGUACGCACUGUGACUGUCCAAGCCACCUACUUCAUCGACGGCGUGCAAAUCUCCACAAGACGCCAGCUCUUGUUGGCAGUGUGCGUCUCGAUAGUCAUGACAGCUUUGUCCGUGACCAUCGCCUCGAACGUGAUCUUCCCCAUCCCAUUCUUCAUCAUAUCAACUGCACCCAUAGGGUGCGUAGUGCACCUCGUACUGUUCCGCGUGAUCGUAGGCAGCCGAGUCAUGCGCAACAUGGUAACGCACCGCAGUCAGCUGGCCAACUACUCGAACUUCGUCAACUCUCAGGCCUUGAUGGCGCUGGUAUUCCCUGCCUACGAGGCGUUGUUUCGCGCUACAGAAGGCUCAAGGUACCAGCUUCUGGUGAUACCGCUCUUACCGGUAAUAAAGGUUGGUAUAAAAAAUAUCGUGCUGCGGUGCACCUCGCAACUCGAAGACAUGAUGCCGGAGGCUGUCAUCUUCACGGUCGACCUCUUCUACGGGAUCUACAUGGCAACCUGCAUGCAGAGCUCCGAGUCGAUUGCGACAGUUGUCGUCAUAACUCUCACCGACCAGGUGCAAUCGCUAACCAUGCUCUACGGUUUGCAUCGAAGGACUACAACCAUUCUUCAGCGAUUGUGCGAUACCAUCGGAGCUGAGCCGGAGAACACCAAUCUGCUGAGUGGGCUCUGCUCGCUGUGCCAAGACCCAGAGAAGUUUGAAAAGCAAACGCAGCGAGGGGUUCGGAAGCGCUCGUGUCUCCCUCAAGUUUUGUCUAUUGAAGACAUGGGGCUGCUUGAGAUGCUCGACAAGAUUCCUAGCAAGUCCGCGAGUAUCAAUGAAUCGCUAGAGGCAAUUUUCACAACGGAGUGUCUCGUCAUCGCUGCGUACUUGGAGUUUGUGAUCCCCUUGCUUUAUUGCUGCUACAUCUUGGCCAUGGUGCGACUGCCAAGCGCCCGCUAUCACUCCGAGAUGGCUGGCAUUACCCUAGAAAAUGUGCUCGGAACCGUGUUCCCAUUAUUUAUCUACGGGCUGAUCCAAGCGCUGUCCUUCGUCGUCCUGGUAGUUAUGAUCAAGCGCAACUGUGGGAUUCAAGCCUUGCACCAGCUUGCAUUCGUGUUGGAGACGCAGAUGCCUCUGAUUCAAGACAAACUCAUGUUCUGGCCGACCAUGACCUUCUGCUUUCGUGUGGCACAUUUCGGUGUGGACUUCACGUUCAAGUUCGUUCAGCGUUGA